GGGACCAUGACCGUCAACAAAAAGUACACACGCGUCUUGCUUUUCUCCAUACCUUUGGUCUUCACCGCACUCUGCAUUCGCGUCAGUCAUGUCUGAGUCCCAGAUAUUUGAGCCCAUUCCCGUCCCCGUCCUACCUGACCCCAAGCCUCUUCCUGAACUAAGUGCAAAUGAGGCCAUGAUGUAUGAAAAAGUAUACCAGCAUUUUGUGCAAGAUGGAUAUGUAGUCCCAGAGCUCGAGAACGGCGAGUUACUGGAAGAGGAGAAGAUGUGGCUUUCAUAUGAAUGCAUCCUUCGAUAUCUUCGCGCUACGAAGUGGGACGUGAACGAGGCCAUCAAACGUCUGGAGGGAACGCUCAAAUGGCGACGUGAAUACGGGCUAUACGAUACUGUUACCCCAGACCUUGUUGAGCCCGAGGCAGUCACUGGCAAAGAGUUCAUAUUUGGCUACGACACUGCUGGACGACCGGCGACCUACAUGAUCCCCAGUCGGCAAAAUACAGAGGAAAGCCCUCGCCAGAUACAGUACACUGUGUGGAUGCUUGAACGCGCAAUUGACCUCAUGGGUCCAGGAGUAGAGACACUUGCACUCAUGAUCAACUACGCCGAUAAAGCGAAGAAUACAUCUCUUAGCACUGCACGCACAGUUCUGAACAUCCUCCAAACACAUUAUCCAGAGCGUCUGGGAUUAGCGCUGAUCUUGAAUACUCCAUGGAUGCUUUACGCUUUCUACAAGGUCGUUACGCCUUUCAUCGACCCCAUCACUCGUCAAAAGAUGCGAUUCAAUCCCAAGGCGGUUGCGGAUGGCAUAUUCGUACCAGAAAUGCUUGUCAAGCAGUGGUGGGGUGGUGCUAUGGAUUUCGAAUAUGAGCAUGGUAAGUACUGGAAGGGGCUGGUUGGUAUGUGUGACGAGAGAAGGAGAGAGCUUUUGGAGAAGUGGAGGGAGAUGGGUGCUGCUAUUGGGUUAAAAGAGUGGGAUGUGAAGCGGGCUGUAGAAGCUAGCACAAGCGUGAAUAAUGUGGAGGAAUCGAUAAUUGUCGACGACGAAAAAAUGAGCCCUGUUGAAGGGAUCCCAGGUAAUGGCAUUGCUAUUUGAUUUAUAUUGAAUUUCUAUCCAUCUAGAUAUCACGACUAUUGCAUACUCAAAAUGUUCAGGCUCUUUAUAUACCAAUAUACAUAUACUUGAUAAUUUCUGAUAUACUCGAACCUACAUGUGCCCAGAUGCUGUAUAUUGGGCAAUUGGAUACGUCGUUUUCCACAGGUAUAUUCACCUAUUAUCACUCUUUUUCGUGCAUAUACCGAAUUUACUUGGUAAUGCGGUGGAUAAAGAAUGGUUCGAGACCAACUUUGAGAAUUGUCUCAUGUACAUAGGGGCUUGAAUCUCUUUUUCGUGUCUGCACACGAGCUUUUU
Molecule: messenger RNA, 1408 nt
Organism: Serpula lacrymans var. lacrymans S7.9
Lineage: Eukaryota; Fungi; Basidiomycota; Agaricomycetes; Boletales; Serpulaceae
Exons: 6
Coding region: 89-1093 (334 amino acids)
Molecular function (GO): phosphatidylinositol transfer activity
Source: RefSeq, a predicted model, not a curated record